Messenger RNA from Debaryomyces tyrocola, 439 nucleotides. NCBI's taxonomy places the organism in Eukaryota, Fungi, Ascomycota, Pichiomycetes, Serinales, Debaryomycetaceae. The record is from the annotation of a GenBank genome assembly.
AUGAGAUUAUUACAACGUAGGGGUAAGUGGAAUAUCAAUAUAUGAAGUAUGUAUAAAGUAUGUGUAUAUGAAGAAUGUAGUAUGAAGUAUGUCGUAUGAAGUAUGUAGUCUAAAAGUAGUACGUAUGUCAUUAAUAGUCGUUGGACAAUACACAGGUGGGUGGGUAGAUCAGAGGACUGGGAGCAGGGACGACACGUAUGUCGCGAUGUCGCGAUGUCGCAUAUAUUGCGAUAUGAUGCAAUGGCACACAGAGUGUAUGUUACGUAUAUGGGCCAUCGUGGCCUCGAUCGCAUUGAGGGACACUACACAAACAAACUUCGGGAAACAGUCGUGUAAUCGUACAAAUAAUGGUUAUAUCCGAUGGUAUAGAUCAUGUGAUAAUAAACGUAAGAAUGCACGUGAUGGGUUGCACUUAGAAGUCUCUACUAGUAGUAGAUAG